AUGGGUUACAGCGAAGUGGCAUGGGAAGAGGGAAACCAAAGCUCCUUGGGGGAAUUCAUCCUGCUGGGGGUGUCUGACCGGCCACAAUUGGAGCUGCUGCUUUUUGUGCUCAUCUUAAUCUCCUAUGUCAUGACACUGCUGGGAAACACCACCAUCAUCGUGGUCUCAUGGCUGGACCCCUGUCUCCACACGCCCAUGUAUUUCUUCCUCAGCAACCUCUCCUUCCUGGACCUUUGCUACAGUACCAGCCUUGGCCCCCAGAUGCUGGUGAACUUCCGCAGCGCCCGCAAGUCCAUCCCUUGGGCCGGCUGCGUGGCCCAGCUCUACAUCUCCCUCUCGCUGGGCUCCACCGAGUGCCUCCUGCUGGCUGUCAUGGCCUACGACCGCUACGCCGCUGUCUGCCAGCCGCUGCGCUACACGGCCAUCAUGAGCCGCCGCCUCUGCCUGCAGAUGGCGGUUACCACCUGGCUGAGCGGCUCUGGCAACGCACUGGUGAAGACGUUGCUGACUCUGCGGCUGCCCCGGUGUGGGAGGAAUCAGAUCGACCACUUCUUCUGCGAGGUGCCGGCCCUGCUCAAGCUGGCCUGCGCUGACACCUCCACCAACAUGGCUGAGCUCCUCACCGGCAGUGUGUUUUUUCUGCUGCUGCCGCUGGGCCUCAUCCUGGUUUCCUAUGGCUACAUCGGCACCGCCGUGCUGAGGAUGCGUUCGGCCGAGGGCAGGCGCAAGGUCUUCAACACCUGCACCUCUCACCUGGCCGUGGUGUCGCUUUUGUACGGCACGGCCAGCUACAUGUACCUGCUGCACCCGUCCCAGGACCGGGGCAAGCUCGUCUCGCUCUUCUACACCAUGGUGACCCCCAUGCUCAACCCCUUGAUCUACACACUGAGGAACAAGGAGGUGCACGGGGCCCUGCGGAGAGUGCUGGGGAGGAACCCGACCUCUCAGGGGACCUGA
Molecule: messenger RNA, 957 nt
Organism: Emys orbicularis (European pond turtle)
Lineage: Eukaryota; Metazoa; Chordata; Testudines; Emydidae
Product: putative olfactory receptor 2B8
Exons: 1
Coding region: 1-957 (318 amino acids)
Biological process (GO): detection of chemical stimulus involved in sensory perception of smell; G protein-coupled receptor signaling pathway
Cellular component (GO): plasma membrane
Molecular function (GO): olfactory receptor activity; G protein-coupled receptor activity
Source: RefSeq, a predicted model, not a curated record